Molecule: messenger RNA, 2154 nt
Organism: Chroicocephalus ridibundus (black-headed gull)
Lineage: Eukaryota; Metazoa; Chordata; Aves; Charadriiformes; Laridae
Gene: POLE3
Product: DNA polymerase epsilon 3, accessory subunit
Exons: 5
Coding region: 92-523 (143 amino acids)
Biological process (GO): heterochromatin formation; DNA damage response; leading strand elongation
Cellular component (GO): epsilon DNA polymerase complex; CHRAC
Molecular function (GO): protein heterodimerization activity; chromatin DNA binding
Source: RefSeq, a predicted model, not a curated record
GGCCGCGGUGCACGCCGGGAGGGGGCAGGGGUCAGAGGGCAGCGGUGAGCGCGCGCUCCGCGGCGGCCGCGCCGGGUGAGGAGGCCCCAGGAUGGCGGAGAGACCGGAGGACCUGAACCUGCCCAAUGCCGUCAUCACCCGCAUCAUCAAGGAGGCGCUUCCUGAUGGAGUCAAUAUUUCCAAAGAAGCUCGGAGCGCAAUAUCUCGAGCGGCAAGUGUGUUUGUUCUUUAUGCAACAUCAUGUGCGAAUAACUUUGCGAUGAAGGGGAAGAGGAAAACGCUGAACGCUGGCGAUGUUCUCUCUGCCAUGGAGGAAAUGGAGUUUCAGCGAUUUGUAGCCCCCUUGAAAGAAUCACUGGAAGUUUACAGGCGUGAACAGAAAGGAAAGAAAGAAGCAAGGAAAGACAAGGACAAGAAGGCAGACUCAGAGGAGCAAGAUAAGAGCCGAGAGGAAGAGAAUGAUGAUGAUGACGAAAGGAUGGAGGAAGAAGAGCAAAAUGAUGAGGAAGAGGUGGACAACUGAGCUUGCUGACGAGACGCGUGCAGGGGUCGGGGUUUCUUCAGGGGGAUAUAAAUGCUGUCAAUCAACUUUGCUGUGUCCCCUCUUGUUUCCAGUAGAGCUUUGUUCUGUUCCGCUGGGGCCUGCCCCUUUUUGGCUUUAACUUGUACAUAAAGGACUUUUGCUAAAGCUUUUCUCGAGGAAGGACCGCUCCUCCCCGUGCACUCUCCCCAGGUUUGGAACGGGACUGGAUGGGACUGGGCUUUUUACGCUGGGUUGGCUCUGAAAUAGAGGAAAAAAAAAAGAGAUGUCGGAUGCUCAGUACAGAAGCUGGCCAGGAGAACUUGAGAGACUGCUGAAUAAGCUCGUUAAACCAAGUCAGGGGAUGAAUCAAAUAGGUCAUUGACCGUUUGGGGUUUAGAAUCGCCAAGAUGAUGUCAGGAGGCUUGGAAGCUGAACAUUUAAGCUCUUUAUCCAAGUGGCUUGGUUUUUUCCUUCAUUUUCUUGCAUUCUGGCUGUGCCUUCUCUUCCUGCUGUCCCUGUGACAGUUACCACUCGUACGCAGCAAUACGGUGUAACCGUGCAAGGACCGGUGUCCGCUUGUCUGACUUUCUCCCCCAAAUCAACUGAAAUCAAAAAAACUCCACAGCGCUUAAGAUGUAAACUAAAUACCGAAAGUGCUUGGUUUGUGUCUUUUUAAAGCCCUGGGAGACCAAGAGGAGUUUUAUUAAAAAUCCGAAGCAAAAUUAAUGGCUAAAAUGUGUAUCAGGAUAAAAAAAGGUGGCUGUAUCAGGCGGUACCUUUGUUGCAGGUCAGCAGCGGGCACCGGUGGAUGGGAUGCUCUCGCCUCCGUUCCCUCUGCGGAGCUGCAGGUCCUGCAGACAGGGUGGAGACUGCAGCAGGUUUAAGCGUGGUAGAAUAGAGUGCUGGAUUUUGGUGGCUUUUCGGUGUGGUUUGGGGUUUUUUCCCCCAACUAGAAGGGACAAAUCGCAUCAAAGGUCCCUCGUGAGCCUUAGAUGCUGCCUCCCGCUGUGACAGGCUCCAGGAGAGCAGCGAGGACAGGACAUUCCUGCCCAGGAAGGGCAGCCUCGGGCCUCUGGUUUUUAAAAUCUCUAAGAAAAAUGGGUUGAAAUAAGCUGUUGGGAUUCCUAGCACUCAUAUAGGUUUGUUCUUUUAUACUUGAAUUGUUAGUUUUGAUGCCUUUCCUUUCUCUUCUCUGAGAAAAUAUCUGUUAGAAUAAGCUCUUUUGGGGGGAAAAAAGCUCUAUUAUUUGCCUGAUCUUUUUGAAGACUAAUACACCCAGUAUUUGAACUUAACCAAGGUGUGGUGAGGGAAACUUGAGGAAAGCUUUAGGUAUGUUUAAGUAAAACCCACGAGUUUUGCUGAUAUGCAGAGCUACCCCCAAGAGCUGCCCUGCCUUUGCUUUUAUGGCACAAUGGCUUUCCACACACACGGGCCCAGCUCUUGAAAAGAACUGAAUCAACAAAGAUUUUCUGAAAAGACUGAGUUAAGGAUGCCUUCCCAAGAUCUCCAGUAACAAAAACGGCCUGCCAUCUAGCUCUUUUUCCUCUUUUUUUUUUUUUUUUUUUUCUUUUUUUCCUCUUCUACUACAUAUCUGGGGUGCAUAUUCUGGAAGGGAACAAUAUCUAAAUAAA